AUGUUGUAUGUUGGAGUCCCUGAUAAAGAUACAAUUGGACGGAGCGAAUAUUCACAAGGGCCUAUCCCAACGUUGUGGAAUGAUCCACCGGAGCUGCCAUCAGGUGGAGGACCUUUAGAAACCACUCCCCCUGCCCGCUUCUCAGAUUCUACAGGAUUCCCACCAUAUACAUCUGAUUAUGAACUAGAGGACACAACCCAUCUCCACCAGCUGGAUAAUGGAAAUGUUACUGCUGUAUUGUUUUCUCUAUAUGCCAUACCUAAGUACUCUUCUGUUCUCCUUCGUCUCUCCUCAACUGCAGGGUCUCUGGGCCCUGGGGCUAUCGGUGCCAUAGUGAUUGCUGCUCUGCUGGGUGCAUCUGUGAUCGUGGCCUUGAUUGUCAUCACUCUACGGAAAUGUUCUGCUUCCUAAAAUCAAUAAAAAGUGGUUCCCUCCCUGAGUAUUCUCUUGUCCAAUCUCCCUCUUUCCUCUGUGCUUGCAGACUUUGUGGGCAGAAUAGGAAGAACAAAGGUACACCUGCAUUUCAGGGGGCAAUCUGCCCUUAAGCCACCUUGGGCCAUGGCCACUGGGCCUCCUUCUUUUCCUUCAGGCAAAAGGGCUUUGAAAACACGAGUUUAAUGAUUGCACAGUUGGGUGUUGGGAAGAGGAACAUCUAGACUAAGAAGCUGCUACAAGCAUCAAGUUCCUGACCAGAAGAGGUUUGCACCACCAAAUAUGAUGAAGCACGUGCAUUACUGAAAGGCCACGUUAGGUUCAUGCAUGCCCUCAAAGGCACACAUCCAAACUGACUAUGAAGGCUUGACUGCUAUAGCAAAAAUUAAACAAUAACCAGCGGCUUAGCUUUUGAUUCCUGAAAUAUUAAUGCUG
Messenger RNA from Python bivittatus (Burmese python), 867 nucleotides. NCBI's taxonomy places the organism in Eukaryota, Metazoa, Chordata, Lepidosauria, Squamata, Pythonidae. The record is from RefSeq and is a predicted model, not a curated record.